ACUAGCGCCAGGCAGCUGUCAGUGGCUAGCCAGAGUGCUAUGUUACUUAUCCUCUGAGUAUUUAAACUAAAUUAUUUUUUCUACUCUCCAACUUUGAGUGCGAAUAUUACCAGUUUACGAUUUUAAAUACGCUCGGGCGAAAACAUGCUCGGAUAUUUUCUCCCCAUUGUCUUUUGUGGUUUUGUUGAGCCGUGUGCAGAACUGCGGUAGCUGGAGCUAGCGUUAGCUUGUUGUUAGCUGCAAAUAGAUCAGCUGCGGACUGCUUCUCAUGCUUGGAAGAAAUUCUUUGUUCAUAGGCAGAAAGUUGUACGGUGACGGGCAGUAAAUGUUAUGCAGUGUUAUUAUGAAGUUGAUUAUUCAGAGCUAACAUUUGUUGGUUUAUUAGUUAUGUUGUCAGUGCACUAUGAAUGGACCAGUAACGUUGCACCAGCAACAAAGUAUUUAGAAUCACCCGAAUGCAUUUAAUCUACAUCAUCUAUUUGGUUUGUAAAAGUACAUUUACAAAGUGCGUGUUAUAACAAAAAAGAAAAUCAUUGUCAGAGAGCCUUAGCUUUGUUUGAGACCGCUGACAUGGAUAAAAAAUCAUUUGACAUCGUCUUGGACGAAAUAAGAAAGUGCGUCCUGACCGACCAGCGCAUCAAGGCCAUAGAGCAGGUGCAUGGAUAUUUCUCCAGUGAGCAGGUAAUGGAGAUCCUGAAGUACUUCUCAUGGGCUGAGCCUCAGAUCAAAGCAGUUAAAGCUCUGCAGCAUAAAAUGGUUGCAAUCCCUACAACCAAAGUUGCAAAUAUCCUGAAUUGCUUCACUUUCUCAAAAGACCGACUGGUUGUUUUGGAAUUAAUAGCUUUGAAUAUUUCAGAUGCUCAGAAUUAUCGUCCUGUGGAGGAUCUGUUUCGCAUACACUUGUCUGAGAAAAAGCGAGCUCGCAGGAUACUGGAGCAAGUGUGUAAAGUUGGCUGUAAGGCUCCUGUUGCCAUGAUCUCCUCCUGUGGUAUGAUACCAGGAAACCCAUACCCUAAAGGCAGACCCAGCCUGGUCACUGGUACAUUCCCUGGAAUUCCCCCCACAAAAAAGGAAGGAGAGAAGAAAGAUGAUGCGUCUAACAGUAUGGAGGGCAAAGGAAUUUCUUCACGUAUUAUUGGACCAUUCAAACCUUUUCCUUCAACCUACAACCCUCAUCGGCCCGUGCCCUACCCUAUACCGCCGUGCCGACCCCAUGCAACCAUCGCCCCAAGUGCGUACAACAACGCAGGUCUUGUUUCUGUGGGAGGGGUUAUAACAGCCACCGUGCCCCCUCCCCCCUACAACUCUGCCCACAAAGUAGCAGGUUAUGCCAAACCAGGCAAUCCACACAACACCACACCAGGAGUCAACAGUGGCCCCCUCCUCAUUCCUCAUGGAUCGAUACCUUCUAAUCCUGUCCCACCCCAGUCUCCAGCUCAGCAGGCUCCCACUACUCCCAUCACACCAGUUUUCCCUGGGAAGGUUCCAUCACACAACCCGAAUGCCCCCUCUCCCUCGCCUGCUCCAUCCCCAUCUGUCAUUAAAGCAGGACCACAGACUCCCAGUGGUCACGCUACACCCACACCCUCAUCUGUCAUUAAAGCCCACACACCCACAGGCACCCCCUGUGGAACUCCUGUCCCUGGUAGUGGGGGCUUCUCUUCUUCCCCCUUCCAUGCUCUUUCCCGACCAGGCACCCCCGCCAACUCCCGCAGCAGUUCGGACUCCAUGUUGCAGACAAACUCCAUGGGUUCAACUCAGCAAAAGCUUUUUCCUCAUUCCACAGACCACCAGUCAGGACCCAAUUUCUCUGGCAUACAGCCACAUACAGGUAACCCCUCUGGGUCAGUGAUACGAAGUUACACCCCCUCUGGACCACAAUCCCUCACUCCUAGAUCAUCCACUCCAGUAAUUCCGAGCUGUUCCACCCCUGGUCCCAGCCCCAAACCCUCUCCGGCUCAUUCUGCACAGGCCCAGGCUGCUAUUGCUGCAGCUGGAUCACUGAACAGACACACGGGGGGAAGUGGCAGUGGCAGUAACAGCCCCGUGCCCUCUGCGUUCAAGGGUGCCUCUCGUUCGGGCACACCAUCACUUAGCUCCUUGGUGGUCCCAGGUCCUGCGCAAGCUGCCCUGGCACGUUCUUUGGGUAUCUCACACUCCUCAGGUUCCCCUCAAGUCUCUCUUCCCAGUCCUGUCCAUAUCGCCGGCCUUCAAGCUCUGUCCUCCAGCCCGGCUUCCUCUCAUUACCCCAGCUUGUCCCAUUUCCCCAAUCUUUCUUCAUCUCUCCCUCCCUCUACCAUCUCUUCAUCCAUGUCCGCAAUGUCUUCCAACGCCAACAUUUCUAACCACCCACCAACCUCCAUCUACCCAGGCUUGGCUACCAACGCUGCUGGAAGUGCAGCUUCCCCUUUCGGUCUAGGCCUUACCUCUGGCCCUUCUUUAUUCCAAGGCCUUCCGCCUGGCUCUAGCCCUGCUGCCUUCCCAGGACUGGGUGUGUCAGGGGGUCAUGGAGCUGGGAGCCCUGUAUUGUCUUCAUUCAUGGGACUGUCGGGUGCUGCUCCGUCUUCAGUAGCAUCCGUGGCGCCACUGCAGGCGGCAGCAGCAGCAGCGGCGGCGGCAGCAGCAGCGGCAGGUGUUCCAUCAUCAUCACCAGUUUUACCAGGCUUUGCAUCGGCCUUCAGCUCCAACUUUCAGCCCGGGAUGGGUAGUGGACUCCAGCCUCCAGGGAGCAGUGGGUUUCCCAGCUUGCUCUCUUUCCCCGGAGUACCAGGCUUCUCUCCCUCUGCUUCCCCUGCCGCACUUGGUGGCCUCCACAACCCAGCAAUGCAGUCAGCUCUGUUACAGGCUCAUCCCACAGCCGGUUUAGAGAGCUUCCCUCCUCAACCCAACAGUUUCACCAACUACCCUCCAGGCCCAGGAAACCCCUUCCCUCUCCAGCCGAGUCUGCACCCCCAGCUGGGCUGGCAGUAAAAACCCUUCCCUUUUUUAUGUUUUGGCCUUGAACCAAGACAACACAUGACAACAACAGAUAAGAGCGUACCGAGUAUGUUGAAGCCAGAAUGAGGUGAGAAACACUACCACGACAAAAACAUGAAAUAGAGAGUGGGUUAUGUUUGUUACAUUACCCUUAGAGAAUAAACAUUUGUAAAUAUGACUUCUUUUUAGGCUUUACAUGUAGGCUGUACCUGGUUUUAAUGAUUUCUGGACUGACCACAUGAUAUGGAUUGAAAACUCUGAAUUGAGUAUUGUAUUAUUACAAUAACUUCUUCCUUUGCUGACUUGUGUCACACAGAAAGUGAAUAUUUUUAAGCCUCUGUGGCCCAGAGGAAACUCACAUUUGGCAGCUGCACUCACAUUUGUGUUAUUUACAGUAAACCCUCAUUUGUCGCUGUCAGCAGUUAACUGUGAUUCCCAUGUUGUUUGUUUACAAAGGUUCUUUUUUUACUAAUGUGACGGUUUGUAGUGCCGGUAUAUGAUCACACACACACACACUGUACUCAGAUAAUACUAAAAAAAAAAAACAGGUUAAAUCAUGUGUUGAUUAAAAUGGGGGGAUUGAGAUGUUUAAGGACUGUGUUUUUCAUCAUAGUGAAAACUGUGAUUCCUCUUUAUUUACUGUAAACCCCGAUUUAGUAUUUUAACCUAUGAAGAAGGUUCUUUUGGAAUUGGCUACUUUAUGAUGUGGGAGCGGUGGAAAUGUUGUUUAUUACACUGUGCUCAUUCUUUUUAUUUUUUAUUUCUUGUCUUUGAAACUGUUUUAUUGUUUUGUCAGUAAACUGCUGGUUGCUGUA
Molecule: messenger RNA, 3791 nt
Organism: Solea senegalensis (Senegalese sole)
Lineage: Eukaryota; Metazoa; Chordata; Actinopteri; Pleuronectiformes; Soleidae
Gene: proser1
Product: proline and serine rich 1
Exons: 12
Coding region: 571-2970 (799 amino acids)
Source: RefSeq, a predicted model, not a curated record